CAAGUAAAAUACUCUUCGGGUCGUUCGUGUGGGUUAAUACAAUCGGUGAUCAAAAUAUGACUCUACAAAUUUACGGUGCUGCCAUCUUUAUGAUCGGAAUGACAUUCAUUUACGUAUCGUCACAGCAACAAAGAACGUUCCGCGUCGACCAUCAAAAUAACAAAUUUCUGUUAGACGGACAAGAUUUUCAAUAUGUCUCCGGUUCAUUUCAUUACUUUCGUGCCGUACCAGAAGCAUGGCCAGCACGUAUUAAGACUAUGAAACAGGCAGGACUCAAUGUAUUAGAUACAUACGUUGAAUGGGCUUUACAUAAUCCCCAGGACGGAGUAUACGAUUUCAGUGGAAUUGCCAAUUUAACUCAAUUUUUGGAUAUCGCUGCAGCUGCUGGAUUUUUAAUAAUCCUACGGCCUGGUCCUUACAUAUGCGCUGAACGAGAUAAUGGUGGUUUGCCGUAUUGGUUGUUCACUAAAUAUCCGAACAUGAAAAUUAGAACUGCAGAUGCCAAUUAUCUGAAAGAAGUGAAAAUUUGGUAUGCAAAUUUGAUGCCACGAUUGGUAUCGUACAUGUAUGAAAAUGGCGGACCGAUAAUCAUGGUGCAGGUAGAAAACGAGUAUUCGUCGUAUUACGCAUGUGAUAGGAAAUAUACGAAUUGGCUGGGCAAAGAGACUGAAAAAUAUGUCCAAGGCAAGGCCUUACUAUUUAGCGUUGAUAUUCCAACCACACCUGGUCAAAUGAAAUGUGGAACGGCAGAUGAUGUCUUCGCAACAAUUGAUUUUGGAAUUGAGGUAGGCGAAAACGAAAUGGAAAGCGUAUGGGCAAAGUUGCGCGAAAUACAACCGACUGGCCCACUCGUCAAUUCGGAAUUUUAUCCGGGUUGGCUGACCCACUGGCACGAUAAAAAUCAACGACGUGAUGGAGAACGAGGCGCAAAUGUGCUCAAGAAAAUGCUCGAAGCGGGAGCUAGUGUCAAUAUCUAUAUGUUCUUUGGAGGAACUAACUUCGGAUUUACAGCGGGUGCGAACGGACCACUGUCUGGAGGAUAUCAAGGAGAGUACUCUGCUGACAUAACAUCGUAUGACUAUGAUGCCGUUAUGGACGAGGCUGGCGAUCCAAAUGAGUAUGGGUCGAAGUAUCAAAAAUACCAGGCAGUAAUUACGCAAUUUUUCAACAUAACUCCCGAGCCGGUGCAAAGAGCACCAAAAAUGGUACUACCCUCUAUACACCUGAAUCCAAAAGGAUAUUUGAUUUCUGCAAAGGGAAAGAGCCAUCUGGGAAAAGAUGUAAACGGACAAAAGGCAACAGUGACAUCCACAUGUCCACUCUCAUUCGAAGCGUUGAACCAAUUUUCUGGAUUCGUUCUGUACGAAACAGUACUGCCGACUUUGGAAUUAGAUCCGACUGAGCUGGUAGUUGAUGAAUUACAUGAUCGUGCUCUAGUUUAUGUCGACCAAGAAUAUGUGGGAUGUUUAUCCCGCGAAAAUAAUGUCAGUUCGUUGUCACUACAUCCUGGUCUAGGCAGUAAAUUACAGAUUUUAGUUGAGAACCAGGGACGCAUCAAUUUUAAUGUUACGGACGACUUUAAAGGAAUCUUAGGCUCGGUAACAAUAUCGCAAAGAAGCGGAGUGCCGUUGCAUUUAUCUGGAUGGACAAUGACCGGGUUUCCGCUCUCCAAUUACACUCACAUCGACAGUUUCAUAAAGGAUGCAAAUGUAGAGAAUGUUCGCAUUAGCACGAACGGAAUGUUUGCGGAAGGACCAAUUUUAUUCCAUGCUAAAUUCCAAGUCACAACUGACGAAAUUUACGACACCUUUUUGGACGUCACCGGAUGGGGAAAAGGAAUUCUCUAUAUAAACGGCUUUAAUCUGGGAAGAUAUUGGCCACUGGUGGGCCCACAAAUAACAAUGUACGUUCCUGGAAAUAUCUUGAAGAGAGGAACAAACGAAAUUGUGAUGAUAGAAUUACAACGUCUGUCACCCAGAAACGAUAAUUACGUACGGUUUCUGAACAAAUCAAUAUUGGAUGGUUAAAUGGAUGGAAGUAUGGAGGAAGCAAAUGAAUCUACAAUGAGUUUAUUGUAGAAUGAUGUCCCGUUGUUUUUCCAUAUGAACGAACUUGUUGAAAAAUAGAAAAGUAAAACGCGGUCUAGC
Molecule: messenger RNA, 2147 nt
Organism: Bradysia coprophila
Lineage: Eukaryota; Metazoa; Arthropoda; Insecta; Diptera; Sciaridae
Product: beta-galactosidase-1-like protein
Biological process (GO): carbohydrate metabolic process
Molecular function (GO): beta-galactosidase activity
Source: RefSeq, a predicted model, not a curated record